Messenger RNA from Cyclocybe aegerita, 1521 nucleotides. The record is from the annotation of a GenBank genome assembly. NCBI's taxonomy places the organism in Eukaryota, Fungi, Basidiomycota, Agaricomycetes, Agaricales, Hemipholiotaceae.
AUGUACAAACCACUGCCCAACGUAACUCAUUAUACUGCUGAAUGCAAGGAGAUGCUUCUGUUUACAGCUACCUUCACUUCUUGCGCCGAGGCUUCCAAAUCGGGAAUGUCGACAACCACAUUCGGACGAUCGCUGUCUGCUUUGGUGGGGCAACAUCAACGUCUUCCGACAACGACCAACACCUCCUCCAAGUCGUCGCUCCCGUCGUCCCCGCCGUCGACAAUGUCCCCCUCUCGCGCCCAGCAGCCGAGUCCGUGGCCAACACCGACGCCGGCCCCAGAACAGCCCCUCUCCUUCGACGACAUCCCCUUCCCAAAACGACGACGAACCCACCACCCCCGCCAAGUCAUCGCAGACCAGGCCGCCGUCCAGCAAGCCCAGGUCGACUGCCAGUACCUGUCGGGAAACAACAUCUUCUCCUGCUUCCCAACAGCAAGCACAGUCAUUCCCCAGCAUGAGUGGGCCUCGUUCGUCUGGAAUUCGCGGCGACCGGAGCUCACCCAAACGAACCUCGUCGACGUCUUCCUGUUCCGUGCUGACUCCCAGCAGCAGCUGCUCCAUUUCCGCGAGCUGCCCAACCCAUCAGACCAGGCGGGAGUCCUUCGCACGCAGGUCAACGACACCUGGUUUGGUUCCUCGGGGCAAAAUUGGGACGGUCGAAACGUCUCCUACCCCUUCUACUGGGUCAUCAUUCGCAGCGACAAGACGCUGGACGGAAACCAGGUCCCCCAGCCCUUUUUUUCCGCCGUGCAGACGACAGUGCUAGACUCAGUCGCCUCGUCAUCCGCGGCCGCUGCGUCCUCUUCUUCCGCCCUCAUCGCCUCCCUCUCCUCUCUUUCCGCUCAAUCAACCUUGACGGCGUCACCAGUAAGCUCGGCAACAGCGAGCCCAAGCGGGAACGUGCAAUCAGCAUCGUCGGAAUCCUCCUUCCCCCGCUGGGCGAUAGCGGUCAUUGUCGUACUCGGCUUUCUCGCCAUCGUCGCGACGUGCAUCCUCACUUUCUUCAUCAUCCGCCGCAUUCGUCGGCGCCGGCAGCGCGACUCGAGCAGCCGGAACUCGAUGGGCUCGGCAUCACCCAUGAUCAAUCGUGAUGGCGAGAUGGUGCAGAGGUACGACGAGCCGGCGUCCCCGCUGCUGCCCCCGCCCAGUAUCGCCGCGGCCGCGGGUGCAGGUGCGGCGGCUGGUGCAGCGCACAGCAGCCCUGCGGGUGCCACGAGCACGACCCAUGAUGGUGCCUCGACUAUCAGCGAUAGCGGCGGACCCUUUAGCGGCGCAGACGCGGCCAUUAUGGCGGAUGCUUUCAGGAAAAUGUUGCGGAAACCCGACUUUGCUGGACGGCCUGUUGAAGAGGGAGAAAGCCCGGACCAAGCAGAGGGCGGGAACCCGGGGGUUGAGAAUCCAGGGAGUGCGGUGCUAAGUCGGGAGCUUGCUGAGGAAGGUCGGGAUAUCCGAAGCGUCAGCUCGUCAAGAGGCGUCAAGGUCGAGUCGGUGCAUCAUUCAGAGGCUGGCGAUCCUAGAUGA